UGCGAACGUGCGUCGUGCACGUAUUGAACCUCGUCACCUCCUAACUCGGUGCAUACAUAAUAUCAAAAUUAUUUAAAACAUAGGUACGCGUAAAUUCUGACUGUGACAAUAGUGACAUAAAAUAAUAUUAUAGAUGAAAGGAAUGUCUACAUGUCACGAGUGACAAACCUAUGAGCACCGAGUACUUUAUCUCAACCAUAAACGAGAACGAGAACGAGAAUAUUUUUCAAUUAUUUAUACUUUAUAGAUUUUGUACUGCGGAACAGUAGUUACGUUACAAGCCGUGUUUUAAUAAUUUUAUAAUAUAUAUACAUACGUGAUAUACGUCGUCGAUACCAUGAUAUUGAAAGUCAUAUCUUCCACCAUCAAGACGGUUUACACGGCGACAUGCUUAAAGAUGAAGGAUGACAAAAAAUUUUAGAUUAAUCCCAGGAACACUUAUUGCAUUAGGUGUAUCAUACAGUACUGUAGCGGCAAAAUCAUUGGUCGUUGACAAAUUCAUGGCAGACACUAUUACAGAUUUACAAACAUUAAAAAGUAGACCCGAAGAUAUGAAAACAAUCAUGGAACUUAUGAUUAUGAAUAUACAAGCUGAAUUUUGUCGAGCACUUGAAAAAGAAGAACCAAAAGAAAAAUUCAAAGUAGAUCGAUGGUUAAGACCUGAGGGUGGUGGUGGAGUUACAUGUGUAAUGCAGGAAGGAGAAGUUUUUGAAAAAGCUGGCGUUAAUGUUUCUGUAGUUCAUGGUAAUUUACCUCCCAGAGCAAUUGAUCAAAUGAGAGCUAGAGGUAAAAAUUUUAAAAGUGGUCAAGUACUUCCAUUCUUUGCUGCAGGUGUCAGUGCAGUAAUACAUCCGCGCAAUCCCUAUGUGCCUACUAUACAUUUUAAUUAUAGAUACUUUGAAGUCACUUUACCUGAUAAUACAAUAGAGUGGUGGUUUGGUGGAGGUACUGAUUUAACUCCUUAUUAUCUAAAUGAAGAAGAUGCAGUCCAUUUUCAUCGCUCAUUAAAAAAUGCUUGUGAUCAACAUGACAAAUCAUAUUAUCCUAAAUUUAAACGUUGGUGUGAUGAUUAUUUUAAUAUACCGCAUAGAGGAGAACGAAGAGGGGUUGGUGGUAUAUUUUUUGACGAUUUAGACACUCCAUCUACAUUUAAUUUUGUUAAGAGUUGUGCACAAGCAGUUAUCCCUUCAUAUAUUCCAUUAGUACAAAAGCAUAAAAACGAUUUAUAUAAUGAUGAAGAAAGAGAAUGGCAAUUACUUAGACGAGGACGAUAUGUUGAAUUUAAUUUGAUAUAUGACAGAGGUACAAAAUUUGGUCUCUACACACCUGGUGCUAGAUAUGAAAGUAUACUUAUGUCACUUCCCUUGACUGCCAACUGGAAGUAUAUGCACAAUCCAGAUCCUGAAAGUAGAGAAGGAAAAUUAACAGAAAUUCUAAAAAACCCAAAAGAUUGGAUUAAAAUUGAAUAA
Molecule: messenger RNA, 1469 nt
Organism: Melanaphis sacchari
Lineage: Eukaryota; Metazoa; Arthropoda; Insecta; Hemiptera; Aphididae
Gene: Coprox
Product: oxygen-dependent coproporphyrinogen-III oxidase
Exons: 7
Coding region: 405-1469 (354 amino acids)
Cellular component (GO): mitochondrial intermembrane space; cytoplasm
Molecular function (GO): coproporphyrinogen oxidase activity
Source: RefSeq, a predicted model, not a curated record